AUGGCUACCGCAGUAGCCUCGACCUCUGCCACGGCACCCUUGCCACGCACUGCGCACGUCGACAAGAUCCUCGAGCGGAGCGGACCCUACACGGACGAACAAUUUCAGGCCGGAGAUAUCGUCAAGGACUUCUUGCGCAACCAGUGCAAGAUUCUCGUCAUCGGUGCUGGUGGUCUGGGAUGCGAAAUACUUCACAAUCUUGCCUUGACUGGCUUUAGGGACAUUCACGUUAUCGACAUGGACACCAUAGACGUGUCCAACCUGAACAGGCAAUUCUUAUUCAGGUGAGUGAAGAGGGAGGCACGUUGGCUUCGCGGCUCCAGCAUUGCAGUCUCACCUCCGUCACUCUCACCUCCGUGCCGCUCUUGCUGCAGAGAGAAAGACGUUGGCCGGUCCAAAGCACAGACGGCGGCACAAUUCGUGGAGCGUCGAGUGCCGGGCGUCAAGGUGACGCCUUUCCAUGGCAAGAUCCAGGACAAAGACGAGGCUUUCUACCUCCAAUUCAACAUCAUCAUCUGCGGCUUGGACUCGGUGAGUGUGGAUCGAGCGUCUUCUGCCAUCCCGCCCGUGCACUAUUCUCAGAUUGGCCCUGUUGGGACUCGCAGGUGGAGGCUCGUCGAUGGAUAAAUGCAACGCUGGUAGCAAUGGUGGACGAGGAAAACCCGGAGUCGCUCAAGCCGCUCAUAGAUGGAGGCACAGAAGGGUUCAAAGGUCAAGCACGUGUCAUCUUGCCCACAAUUACAAGCUGCUACGAAUGCAGUCUAGAUAUGCUGGCGCGGCAAACAGUGUUCCCCAUCUGCACCAUCGCCAACACUCCUCGUUUGCCAGAGCACUGCAUCGAAUGGGCUAGCGUACUGGAAUGGCCUCGAGUCUUUGGCGGUGAGUGAAAAGCAUACAAGUCGGCUGACUACUGACGAGCUGACCCUUGAAGAUGCCCGUGUACGGUGUGAUGAUCUCUCAUAGAUAAGAAGCUCGACAACGACGACCCAGACCAUAUCCAGUGGCUCCUCGACACGGCGCAGACCCGAGCAAAAGCACACAACAUCGAAGGCGUCACGUGGAGCUUGACUCAAGGCGUGGUCAAGAAUAUCAUUCCGGCGAUCGCAAGCACAAACGCUAUCAUCGCAGGUAAGGCUGUGUGCUACACAAUCUUCGCGGGUGUGCAUUCACAUUGCUAAGUCAUUUACGUUCUUCGCCAGCCGCAUGCACGCAGGAAGCUUUCAAGUUCGCGACGACCGCUGCUCCUUACUUGAACAAUUACAUGAUGUGGGUCGCGUGCAGAUCAUGACCAAACGGCACCCGCUCAAGGCUUCACUCCAUCACGCAGGUAUACCGGCAACGAGAGUGUCUAUACCUACACGUUUGAGCACGAGAAACGACCCGAUUGUCCGGUGUGCGGGGGCGAGUCUAGAGAUGUAGACGUGCAGCCGGAUUGGCCCUUAGAGCGGAUACUGGAGUACUUGCUGGAGACACAAGACUUGUAAGUCGUCGCUCGACUGUAUGGCUCACAGUACUGUACGCUCACCCCCGGACCCCUAUAUGAUGGCACAUCAUUCAGGCAACUCAAGAAACCAUCCUUAUCGGGACCAAAAGGUCCUCUCUACUUUCAAGCGCCACCACAGCUCGAAGAGGCCACACGACCGAACCUUCAAAAGCCUUUGGGAGAGCUGCUGUCCCACGACGAUGAGCUCAUCGUCACGGAUGCAAAUUUGCCCUUCCAGCUCUCUCUUCGACUCAGAUUUCCAGGCGCUGUCGAUGCGUCUGACCUCGCUGCUGUGCCAACUGCUCGAUAG
Messenger RNA from Ceraceosorus bombacis, 1793 nucleotides. The record is from the annotation of a GenBank genome assembly. Lineage: Eukaryota; Fungi; Basidiomycota; Exobasidiomycetes; Ceraceosorales; Ceraceosoraceae.